AUGGUGACGACACUUUUCCGGAAUCUGGUCCUUCGGCCGGCCAUCCGACCCGCAAUGGCCCCGGCGGCCCCAAUCGUGCGGUCCUUCUCGACAACUCCCGUCCAGAGUGCAACUCUGAACCAGGUCCUCCGAGGCUGUCGCAAACCCCAACCAAAGCGCCAUCCUGUCUCGCCCGCCCUCAGUGCCAUCAAGGCCCCCAUGCUCAAGGGCGUUUGCGUAAAGGUCGGCAUCACGAAGCCGAAGAAGCCUAACUCAGGUGAACGUAAGACGGCGCGUGUACGCUUGUCGACUGGCAAAGUCGUUACAGCCUACAUUCCCGGUGAAGGUCACAACAUUCAGCAACACAGCGUCGUUCUUGUCCGCGGUGGUCGUAGUCAGGAUUGUCCCGGUGUGAGAUACCACUUGGUGAGAGGAGCGUUAGAUCUGGCUGGUGUUGCCAACAGGAUGACGAGCAGGAGUAAAUACGGUGCUAAGAAGCCGAAGAAGGCUACCGUUGGCUAA
Molecule: messenger RNA, 501 nt
Organism: Thermochaetoides thermophila DSM 1495
Lineage: Eukaryota; Fungi; Ascomycota; Sordariomycetes; Sordariales; Chaetomiaceae
Product: mitochondrial 37S ribosomal protein uS12m
Exons: 3
Coding region: 1-501 (166 amino acids)
Biological process (GO): translation
Cellular component (GO): ribosome; small ribosomal subunit
Molecular function (GO): structural constituent of ribosome
Source: RefSeq, a predicted model, not a curated record